AGUCUUUCUUUGCGAAAAAAGUAGGUUUAGUGAUUUCGAUUCGACUUUCUCCAGGAGUUUUUGGGAAAGAUUGCACACAUCAAAGCGUAGGACUUGAGUUAACGACAUACGUUGCAGUAGCUCUGUCCCCCUUGGGGACCUUGCUGCAGAUAUUUUAGCGAAGAUAUACUAGUGCUGCUUUGCAUUGAUCUAUCCUCAUUUACAUUUUCUUGCAUUCAAAAAUCGUUGCAAUAUGUGUUGAAGGGGUAAUAUUUUGAUUUUAUAUUUUACUAGCUUCUUUUAAUAUAACUUUUUCGACGACUUCGACCAUCACUUGUUCUUCAUACAUAAACAUACACAUCACAUUGAUUCACAUUGUAAGUCCUUCUGCCGUCUCUUGAACGAGGAGUCUGCCGUCUCUUGAACGAGGAGAACAGACCGGGACGAAAAUGACGUACAAGAAUUCUUACCAAGCCAGCGAGGAGGAGGGCCAGCUCCUCUUGGAGAGUGAGCAAUGGACGCAGGAGGAUGCUAUGGACCAAGCGAAGGUUGUCUCUGACAACUACAGAGCUCAGGUACUUCAACACAUCUGUGAAUGUGUUAAAAAUACAGACUGCAUGAAAAUAGAUAACUUUCAUCAAGUAAAGUGUAUUCAGUUUCUUUUUCGAGAUCGAGAGGUAUCAUAGACCUAUGAUUCUUAUCCAAGAUGAAGAUCCAUUCAUACAUGGACGUAAUUAAACGUGAUAAACAGUGCGCUCGCGAGCUUGAUUCUGACCUGUCCGGGGAUGACGAGCACGCGACAGAAGAGCUCAGCUAUGAGGAGUACCAUGAGAAAGUGGAUGCAAUCUACGAGAAAACUGACUGGAACGCGAAAGGCGACGAGCAGAAAUUUCCGAUGACAUCCGUCGGAGCCAUUUUCUCAUUGCUGGCUUCGAUCUUCGGUAAAAUUACUAUUGGACUUCUUGAUUUGUAUCACCCUCGUUCACUUGGAUGAAGAAUAUGAUGAUGAUAUUUAGGGGGUACUGAAUAUCGUCGUAGAGCACUACUCCAUUAGACUACUACUUAUUUGUUGAGUAGAUGAUGGAAAUCGAAAUGUAUGAUGUCCUACGCAAUAAUUGUCGAAAAAAGGUGUCGGAAUUUUGGAGCAGCCAAAGAUCAUGCAGCAAGUUGGUUUCCUUACUGGAAUCAUUAUUCUUUUGUUUUCGGUGUGGGUAUCCCACAUGGGCGGUUAUUAUCUGGGUAUUGCAGCUCGCAUGACAGGAAAGAAAUCCUUGGGAGAAAUCGCCAAAACAGCUGGAGGAGUGCUUGGAAUGGUACAUGAAUUUCGCAUCUUUGGAUGUAGUUGCUUUUAGAAGUAGGUACCAGGUUGUAUCGAAUCUUGACGGCGAUGUUGAAAAGAACAAAAUAUUUUAUGAAAAAUCAGAUUUUGAGCGUGUACUCCCUUUUGGGUGUGUGCAUCCUCGCUUCCAUCGGUUAUGCUUGCUCCUGGUGGGCAUACACCAGCGAGUUGUACGUGCGCAUGGGUUUGAUCGAUAUUGAGACAGCCCAGACUUCCAGCGGCUUUGCCAGUGUGCGGACGCUUGUGAUCUCGGUUAUGCUUGUGGUUCUCUUCCCGGUGUGCUGCCAGCGUGACCUCUCCGCGCUAGCCGCCUUCUCCUUCGGUGCCGCGGGCGUCUAUGUCGUGCUCGUUUUCCUGAUGGCCUACUACUGGAUCGCGGAUUACCUCGCUGCAGACCCGAUGCAGUGGGACGCGGAUCUCCGCUACAAGUGGACCUUGGGUGAGCACAACAGCGUGCCUCUCGUGACCCCGACUGGUCAGGGACAAUCCGCUUUUCACAGCAUUAACCUGAACGCGAAUGCUGGAGCAGGCUCUCUUGGUAAGGUUUGGGCGGACGCCAAUGCCGAACGAGCCGCAGCGAAGGAGCCAGCAGCAAUCGCAAGCGCCAAUGAGAAGGUCGCCGCAGCGCGCAACCAGGUGGAGGGUGCCGUCGACGUGCUGAACCAUCCUUGCCACGGUAUGUUCGGCUUUGAGGCUUCCUGGUUCUUCGGAGGAAGUUUCCAGGCUCUCUUCAUGGCGGUCGGACUGAUGAACACCGCUUUCGCUUGUCACUUCUCGUGCGUCGAUGUUUUCGGCAAAGAGAUGCAAAAACCCACGAGAAAGAAUAUCAACUUCGUCAUGGGCCUUUCCCUCGCCGUGACAGCCGUCAUCUACGCUGGCUUCAUGGCUAUGGGAUGGAACUACGCGCGCAAGUUCCAAGACAUUUCUGUGACCCCAGUCAGUGAGGAAAUCUCAGUGAACGUAGACGGCGCGACCCAGAAGCAGACUGUCGCCACCUCCUAUUCUGGUACUCCAUCAAGGUGAAUAAUUCUCUUUGCUAGUACGUAGUGUAUCUUCGAAUGAUCAUAAUGCUCGGACUACUUUGAUUAUAAUAUAGAAGAGGUGGAUUUUAGAACAACACAGGUCGGCGCUAGUUCACUACGUCGUCGUGAAGUGGAUUCAAAGUCUCGACGAAGUAGUGAACCAGCGCUUCGCGAGAUGGAUCAUUCGGAAGAUCUGCACUCAGUCUCAGUGAACCAAAGAUUGUACUAUUGUUGUACUAGCAUGUUGAUGCAGUAUUCUACUAGAAUAGGUUAUUCUUAAGACUUUCUGAAAUCCAUCUUCGGAAGCAUAUUGGACCUCCCGCGUAAGGGGGAAACGGAUCCAGGAUGACUUUCCAGAUGGAUUCAUUCCCGGAAGGUCCAACAUUCAGUCAAAUUCUCAGGUGUGUGCCAGCAGGGGGCUCAGGAUGCUAUCCUGAAGAACAUGAAGAAUCCUGACGACGAGUUUCAACCGACUUUGAUUGCGGUUGCUCAGUUUGUUGUUUUUCUGGUGUUGUACUUGACUUACCCGCUGCUUAUCAGCGCCGCGCGAUCGACUAUCCAUGGUCUUCUCUGGCCAGGCGAGAAGAGCGGAUUUUUGAAGCACACUGCCGAAACUGGUGCUCUCUGCCUGAUCACGUGGUUGGGUGCUGCAGUCAUCCCGAAAGUUACGAUUGUCCUCGCCUUCGCUGGCUGCGGUCCGGGAUUGGCGCUCGUGUUGAUCCUUCCCGGCUACAUCAUGCUUUGCUUGAACAGAAGCCUCCCCUACUCUCACAAGGACCGCGUCAUCCCCUGGUUGCUCGUCAUCUUCGGUACUUGCGCAGAUUUAGAUUGAAAAUUAUACGCGAUUUGAUUUCAUCUUGGUAAUAUAAGUAAGUAGUUUUCACCUUUUACCUCGUGAUUUUAGCUAAUAUGUGCAGGAAAAAAUAGUCGUAACUCCCUGGUCGUCCUCUGAAUUAAGUUACCUGGGAACAAAACCAAAAAAUUAUUGGCUUUCAUCUUCGUUUUCUCUCAUGCUCAUCAAAGGUACUAUUUUGUCUUUGGGUGGUAUUAUUCUGACCGUGAUUUACGGUGCGGAAUGGGACCGCGCAGCUAAUGUGGAUAUGAGCCACGAAGCUGUGACUUACGCUAGACAGCCUCCGAAGCUGCAGAUCACGCAUGCAGCACCCAAUGCUGCUGCACGCACGAGCCAAGUUGUCAGUUUUUUUGAGAUGA
This is a messenger RNA of Amoebophrya sp. A25, 3552 nucleotides long. NCBI's taxonomy places the organism in Eukaryota, Dinophyceae, Syndiniales, Amoebophryaceae. The record is from the annotation of a GenBank genome assembly.